Molecule: messenger RNA, 3805 nt
Organism: Diabrotica virgifera virgifera (western corn rootworm)
Lineage: Eukaryota; Metazoa; Arthropoda; Insecta; Coleoptera; Chrysomelidae
Gene: Lim3
Product: LIM/homeobox protein Lhx3
Exons: 8
Coding region: 295-1506 (403 amino acids)
Biological process (GO): regulation of transcription by RNA polymerase II; neuron differentiation
Cellular component (GO): nucleus
Molecular function (GO): DNA-binding transcription factor activity, RNA polymerase II-specific; RNA polymerase II transcription regulatory region sequence-specific DNA binding
Source: RefSeq, a predicted model, not a curated record
CUCGGGAUAGCUCGCCUUGAACACUUAGUGAAAUUAAUCGGACAGACCAAGUUAAGUUAGAGCUCAAAUUGAAAAAUAUCACCUACAUGAAACAUACGUAUCUGGAAAGAUUUACGGAUUUCCGGAUUCUAGAUUCGGGACAAGAUUUGGCGUAUUAGUAGUGAUUUUAAUUUCCAAUUUUCGUUAUGAACUUCCUGUGAUACAAUUUGAUUUAAUGCCUGGAAUAGUAAUACAUCAUAGGUAGCAGUAGCAGAAGCCAUCAGCCCGUCUUAGUCGGGAGGAGACGCAACUACUAUGUCCAUUUUGGAUCAAUCCAGGACCCUUCCGCAUAUUCCAGGUUUACCGCCAGUCUCACAGCCCAUGAUGCCUCCCCACGCGAUGGAUGGACCUCCUAAUUCAGAUGUCCUUUUGGCCUUGUUGGCUAGAAACAAAGCGCUUGAAGCUACAAUCCCAAAAUGUGGAGGAUGUCACGAACUGAUUUUGGACAGAUUCAUUCUAAAGGUAGCAGAUAGGACGUGGCACGCCAAAUGCCUUCAAUGCAGCGACUGCAGAGUACAACUAACCGACAAAUGCUUCGCUAGAAACGGACAACUCUUUUGUAAAGAUGAUUUUUUCAAACGAUUCGGCACGAAGUGUGCGAGCUGCGAGCUGGGGAUCCCACCGACCCAAGUCGUCCGAAGGGCACAGGACAACGUCUACCAUCUUCAGUGCUUCGCCUGCAUCAUGUGUGCGAGACAACUCAACACCGGGGACGAGUUUUACCUCAUGGAGGAUAGGAAAUUAGUGUGUAAGCCAGACUACGAAGCGGCUAAGAACAAAGCUGCAGAAUGUUUGGACGGAGACCAACCGAAUAAACGGCCAAGGACGACAAUAACUGCAAAACAAUUAGAAACGUUGAAGACGGCGUAUAACAAUAGUCCGAAACCUGCCAGACACGUUAGGGAACAACUUAGUCAAGAUACAGGGUUAGACAUGAGGGUAGUCCAAGUAUGGUUUCAAAACAGGAGGGCGAAAGAAAAAAGGCUAAAGAAGGACGCUGGAAGAACGAGAUGGAGUCAAUACUUUAGAUCUAUGAAAGGCGGAUCAUCACCUAGACACGAUAAAUUAUUAGACAAAGAUGAAAUGAAAGUGGAUUUGGAUAGUUUUAGUCAUCAUGAUCUAAGUGACGAUAGUUACGGAACUGUAGUAAAUAUGGGCAUGGAUCAAGAUGGAUCAUCACCACACAGUGGAAUCGGAAGACCGUCGUUUCUCCAUGGUGCCACUUCUCCACCAUAUUUACCUGGGCAUGCGUCACCGCACGGCCAUGAUCACUUCUCCUCAUAUCCCGAUCAACUCUCAGUUUACGCUAGUUUAGGUCAAGGUGCUCAUUCUGGCAUGCCAUUAGCUCACAACAUUCCUGCGGGUGCCGACACGGACAUCAGCAACGACAGCAGUCCUCGGGGGUACCCAGAUUUCCCACCUAGUCCUGAUUCUUGGUUAGGGGAACCGUCCAGCGCACACUACUGACCCCCCUUCGUCAUUUCCAAAUCUAACCUCAAACCAAAGAGUUGUUUAUCAGUGCUACAAACGAUCCUUAACAAAAUUCAAAUUUUUAUAUCAAACUUUAUAAGCCCUAUGGUUUUUGUCAUUUAGAACGGCUUAACUUCCCUCUGGUUUUACAACUUGACAAAUGUAAUCCCAAAUGUUUAGUUUGUCGUAAAAUUUUAACAUUAGUUAUUAUUUUAACCCUGUUUUUAAAUCAGGAGGAGUAAACUCAAAAGACAGUUUCUCACUCAAUAAUGUCUCUAGAAAAAUCACCAAAUACAUUUUCUUUUUUGGUUGAUCAUGUCGGCCUUAGGCGGCAAUCUAUAUAUUCUAUUAUACUAAUACAUCGCUAAAUAGUUUUAAAUACUGUUCUUAUAUAAAACCAGACUAAAAAUCUAUAAAUUAAAGGAAGAACGCAGAAAACACAAAAAUCACCGAUAUAACGUAAUUAACCUAUGAAAUGCCAACAGUGUCAAAAUUUCAUAAAUGUCAAUGGUGUCAAAAUUUCACAAAUGUCAAUAGUGUCAAAAUUUCAUUACAGUGGAGUAAACUAGCCUGCGGUUGCCUUUUGAAUUACUCCUCCUAGUUUAAAAACAGGGAUUAAUAUUUUACGUAUAAAGAAAUAGUUUAGAUUUUGUUUUUUGUGAAACAAUUUUUUUUACCGAGAUGAAAAUUUUGCCAAAUUUUAAUUGCACUGGGACAAGGAAUGCAGGAAAAGGAGAUAUUCUAUUUUUAAAAUCAGUUCUAGUUUACAUACAGAAUACGUAAUACAUGUGUGUGCCCAGUUAUAUUUUUUUACUCAGUUCUAAAUAUUACCAGGUUUACCAGACUGUCAAAAUUACAUGUAAAGAUUAGAGGGAAGUUAAAUUACAAGCAAAAAUACUUUUGGUUGUCAAUGUAUCACUGCAUAAAUGAACAAUCGGUCAAUUUCAAAAAAUAUUGUACAAAGUUUUGAAUAAAAAAAGAUGUUGAAAUUGGCAGUGACCAAAAAAUGUCAAAGUUCUAUGCAGAGUAUUAUAACAGUUAAAUAAUUUACUACCUACAUAUUUUUGUUUUGUCAAACACUAAAAGUACGGGAUUGAUUUAAAAUAUAACAAAAUAAUUUUUACAAAAUAACCAAUAUAAAUCAGUUUAAAUAACAUUCUUGAUAGACCAGGGCGCAUCUGUAAAAAUAUUAGUACAUUUGGACGUUGAAAGGUGACUCAAAUUUGUUUGCAGAAAUUGCUUGAAAAUAACUCAAAUAAUAAUAUUUGAGUUAUCCUCCCUCUCAAAAAGGUCCGGAACAUUGUUUAAAUAAUCAAAAUGUCAAAAAAUGAAGGAAAAACUCGAUUUUUUUUCUUCGUUUGUUGAUUAUAACUUUAAAAGUAUGUAUUCAUUUCUGAGAAAAGUGGUACUGGCAUAAAAGUCGUGUAAUUAAAUUUCCUACAACAUAGAAUUGGUUAAAAAUUUUAAAAAUAGUCACCCUUGUUGCAAAAUAGCAAUAAUUGCGAAAAAACCAUACAAAAACAAGUAUUCGCAUUUUACGUUUUUCAACCAUUUAUACUACACUUAGGACCUUCAUAUUUCUCUCAAAAAAACUCUAUGAUGCAGUAAAAUAAUAAUGUUAAUUUCAUUACGAUCGGUUUAAUAGAUUCUGCAAAAUAAAUCUUGCAAUCCAGCUUUCGCAAAAAGAAUUCAUUUUUUCAAAAUGUUACAGGACUGAAAAUAAAAGCAGAUAGCAAGUUGAAUUUUUUUUGCUUAUAGAAGUGUACUGUACCUUUUAUUUGCAAUUUGCAAAAUUAAAAUCGAUUAACUACCACGGCGUCAGGAAUUUUUUAAAUAAACAUUAAUUAUUGGUGCUACGCGCAGGACAGCGGAUAGUUUGCUCUGAUUGGGCUUUCCAAUGACCUUUGAUAAUGAUUGAUACAUUUUAAUUUUUAUUACAUUUCGAUAUAAAUAAAUAUAUUUGUUUAUUGCAAAAUAAAAACACAUACCCUAUCCUUUGAAAUAACACUUUUUUUAGCAAAAACUUUCUUUGUUCAUAUAUUUUAACUUAGAGAAUAAAAGUUUAUUAUUUUUAAACAUAUGCAAUUGUUUAAACAAUAUUUCACAAACAAUAAUAAAAUUAGUUUGAUUUUUGUGGAAUUAAAAUAUUAAAAUACAACAAAAUAUAGAGUAAGAAAAUAAUAUAUUAGAUAAAGAUUGGAAGAAAUUUUGGUGGAAAUCAACUUGUGUGAAUCGAACACCGUUGUCCUGCGCGUAGCACCAAAAAUUAAUGUUUAUUUAAAAAAUUUCCUGACGC